Naegleria lovaniensis is the source of this 1293-nucleotide messenger RNA. RefSeq lists its product as uncharacterized. The transcript is spliced from 4 exons. The record is from RefSeq and is a predicted model, not a curated record. Lineage: Eukaryota; Heterolobosea; Eutetramitea; Acrasida; Naegleriidae. Bases 1 to 1293 code for a protein of 430 amino acids. Gene Ontology annotation, molecular function: protein binding.
AUGAAAGCACGAUCAGCAGCCAACGAUCAAAAUUCCUUUCCGAGCGUGCUGCACCAAUCGGCUGUUCAAAUACAAUCCACAUGGAGAGGUCAUCAUACUCGGAAGACAAUUACUGAUUGGGCCAUGAAGGAGUUUGAGAGUAUUGUCAGAGAAGUUGAGGGUAAACAUUCGGAAAUUGUAUGGAAAUCAUCAUCAAGUCAUGGACUGAAAAUACCUCAAGUGCAAAAUACAAAAUUAAGUGAGGAUGAAAGUGAUUUGGAGAAAAUGUUAACGAGUUUGAUGAGUAGUAAGAAAGACAAUGCAACUGUUCCAGCAGAGAACAAGCACGGAUCAACACACAUCAAGCAACAAACAACAAGUGACAAUACAACCAACAUUGCAGAGACGAAACAUCUGCCCACGAACAUGUCAAGUUCAACUAAUACCAGCAGUCCUGAAAUUGUCAUUGAAGCAACAGUACAACCAUCAAGCGCCAAUAUUGCCGAGUCGAAACAGCAGCAAACAAACUUGACAACCUCAACACAAUCCACCCAAUCCUCAAAUACACAAACUGAAAGUCCUCAUUUGACAACAUCGUCUUCCAAUACUUCAUACCUUGUGGAGGAAGCAACAUCAAAAACAUCACCUCUUGCUACUAAAGAACAAGAAAUUCAAACAGAUUCAUUGUUGAGGUCAUCGUUUAAUAAUAUUUCUCUCCAACCUACAAAAAUUGAAACUAAUUCCGUCUCAACAAACACGAGUAUUGAUGUCAAAUCUUUGAAACAAUCAUUUUCCAAGAGCCAUGAAAAUCCGUUUUCUCGUCAAGAGGUUAACAAGAGUGUUGAACAUGGAGUAAAUGCCAGCUCAUUCCAUCAAGAUGGAGAUCAAGAAGAGUUUGACAGCUCAAUAAUGUGUGGGCUAGAUAUGCUUAAGAGCUUUGAUUUUUCUGAAGUCAACAAUCUUAACAAUCCCACAAUGUCACAGAGUGCGUCGUUCGAUGGCUGGCCCUCAGAACACGCAAAAGAAACACCACAACAACAGAAUUUAUCCUUGUCCAGUCAAUCAACACAACCACCAAUUGGGGUUCAUGACAGCCUCAACAACAAUUCUUUCAAUAACUGUGCUUCCAGCCCGUCUUCUGUAAAAAGUUCCAAGCAAACCACUAAAUCUGUUAACAGCAAAAGCAUUUUAAACCAUGAUGAGAUUGAGAAGGAAAUAUCAAUACUGAAGCUCGAACUGGCAAGAGCAGAAGACGCUUAUUUGAAACGAAAAAAGGAGUUAAUUGAAUCAUAUUCACAAGGACGGGUCAGAUAA